UGUGAAAAGGCACGGAGGCUGCCCCGUGGACCUCUUAGACAAUCAUCUCUUAAGUGCAAAUCUGACAUUAAUAAGUCAAAAUGAUAAACUUUAAAAUUAUUUAUAUAUAGAUUUUUUUUAAAAAUAUAUUAAUGGCAUUAAGGGAGUAUGGGAGAUGAGCCGGCUGCAUUAAAUUAGACAACCACCGGCACAGCUUUGGCUCUCAUGAAAGUUUCAGCCGCCUGCUAAUAGCAAACUUCGGCAGGAGAUCAGGCAGGGUCGGCCUCCGGGAGUAAAUAAAAAUAAUCGCCCGCGGUCGGGUUCAGAAACAACGGUGCGAGAUCGGGGGGAAAAAAAUUGCUGAUGUCUCGGCGUAGCGAAAUGGUUGGAUGGAGAGGAGCUGCUGCGCGUUGAGUGGAGGGAGACGGCGAGAGAGAUGGAGGCGGGGGGAAGGACCAUCUCUGCGGGGACUGGAGCCCAGGACCGACGGCGCAGUGCUGGCUAUCGUUCAACCCUCCCCUUCUUCCUCCACAACGACGCCGAGGCUCACGCCGAGGAACAGAUAGGAGACAGUACAUCCACAAAUGAAUGGAGAAAUGGAGGCAACCACCCAAGACCAAGUUUGGGCACAGGAUGACCUCUUAAAAUUGCUGGAGUCCAUGAAAGUGGCCCUGCCUCAGAAAGACCUGACUAAAUACAAAACAUCAGAGUCCCACCUUGACUGGCAGAAGGUGGCCUUCAAUUCCUACACGGCAGAGAUGUGUAAGCAGAAGUGGCAGGAGGUCUCUAAAGAGAUUCGUAAAUUCAGGACUCUAACAGAACUGAUAAUUGAUGCUCAAGACUACAUCAAGAACCCUUACAAGGGCAAGAAAAUAAAGAAACACCCCGAUUUCCCCAAGAAGCCUUUGACUCCAUACUUCCGCUUCUUCAUGGAAAAGAGGGCCAAAUACGCAAAGUUGCAUCCAGAAAUGAGCAACCUAGAUCUAACUAAGAUCCUCUCCAAGAAGUACAGGGAGCUGCCCGACAAAAAGAAGAAAAAAUAUGUAGACGACUUCUUAAGAGACAAAGAAGCGUUUGUGCAAAGUAUGAUGAAGUUCAGGGAGGAACACCCAGACCUUGUGGAGAGCAUGACCAAGAAAGGUUCAAACGUGCCAGAGAAGCCCAAGACACCCCAACAGCUCUGGUACAACCAUGAAAAGAAGGCCUUCCUCAAAGUACACCCAGAUGCGACCACCAAAGACAUUAAGGAAAGUCUUGGCAAACAGUGGACGCAGCUGUCUGACAAAAAAAGACUCAAGUGGAUCACAAAGUCCCUGGAGCAGCAGAAACAGUACGAGGAGACAAUGCGGGAGUACAUUCAGCAGCACCCGGAGUUAAACAUGACCCAGGGGGAUAUCGUAAAGUCCACCCUGACCAAGGCCGAGAGGCACCUGAAGGACAAAUCUGACGGCCGACCUGACAAACCGCCGCCAAACGGUUACUCGAUGUUCUGCGCGGAGUUGAUGUCAAGCAUGAAGGAUGUACCCAGCACUGAGCGUAUGGUGAUGUGUAGCCAGCGGUGGAAGCUGCUGAAACAGAAUGAGAAGGACAGCUAUCAGAAACGCUGUGAACAGAGAAAGAAAGAGUAUGAAAUUGAGAUGAACAGAUUUCUCAGCAGUUUGUCAGUGGAGGAGCAGCAGCGGGUCUUGGGCGAGGAUAAGAUAGGUUUUAAGAGGGGCAGUGGUGCCAGCAGUCCUGCCUCCAAAAAGAAAAGCCCUAAAGCAAAGGCCAAUCCAGAGAAACCCAAAAGGCCCAUUUCAGCCAUGUUCAUCUUCUCUGAGGAAAAACGUCCCAAACUGCAGCAGGAGCGACCAGACCUGUCUGACAGUGAACUCACAAGACUGCUGGCACGUAUGUGGAAUGAACUGCCAGAUAAGAAGAAGGAGAAGUAUAAACGCCUUGAAACGGUCCUGAAGGCAGAGUCAGAGAAGAAGGAGAAGGAAGAUCGUAGUCGUCUGCCAGACCCACCCAAGACUGCUCAGGAAAUCUGGCAGCAGAGUGUCAUAGGAGACUACCUGGCCAGAUUUAAGAACGACCGGCCAAAGGCACAGAAAGCAAUGGAAGCAACCUGGAGCACCAUGGAGAAAAAAGAGAAGAUUAUGUGGAUCAAAAAGGCAGCAGAGGAUCAGAAAAGAUAUGAGAGAGACCUGUGUGAGAUGCGCUCACCUGCUGCUGCCAUUGCCUCAGGGAAGAAGAUGAAGUUUGAGGGUGAACCCAAGAAACCACCAUCAAAUGGAUAUCAGAAGUUCUCUCAGGAGAUGCUGUCCAACGGAGAGCUGAAUCACCUCCCGAUGAAAGAGCGGAUGGCUGAGAUCGGCAGCCGCUGGCAGAGGUUACCGCUGAAGGAGAAGGACCGUUACAAGAAGAUCGCAGAGGAAAAGCAGAGGCAGUAUAAAGUCCAACUGGAACAGUGGCUAGCUAGUUUGUCUUCACAAGAGAGAAACACUUACAAAGAAUAUAAUUCACAAAAAAGGAGAACUACGGCAAAACCAGGAGGCCCCAAGGCAAAGUCCAAGAAAUCUGACACAGAGGAGGAGGAGGACGAUGACGACGACGAGGAGGAGGAUGAAGAAGAUGAUGAUGACGACGAGCAGGAAAAGGCUUCCUCUGACGCAGACUCAUCCAGUGAGGAUGAUGAAGACGACGACGAUGAUAAGGAGGAGGAUGACGAUGAAGAUGAUGACGAGGCGGAAGACAAGGAGAACAAGUCAGAAGACAGCAGCAGCGAGUCGAAUUCACCGGGGACGUCAGACUCUGAUUCAGACUGAAACGGGCCGACGUCGUCCUGAGACGAACUGAGCAGCGCUGAGCUGAGCCAAGAGUCCAGGGAGCUCUGCCACUGUGCCAACCCUGCUCUCCUCCCACCACCUGAGGGAGCCCCUGCAUUGCCUCAUCCAUUUCACACUCACCCACUUUAUGUUGCUGCGUUGGUGAUCCGUACUCAUGGAGGGACCCUGCCCUCGUGUCCAAAAUCUGUCUCAUUCCCUUCCCGCUGUGAUGGUCAUCUCGCAGCACGGGCCGCUGACAUUAUGCCAAAAACAGCAUCCCACUGGUUUGGUGAUGUCAUGAACAUUUCUGCAGCUGGUUUCAAUCUCGACGUACAGGUUCAGAGGUUUAAGGUUAGAGUUUUAGUGUCAAGGGUAGUGAGUUACCCUCCGGUGUUUCUUCUAGUCUCCUGGUAGUUAGAUGAACACAGGUGGCAUGAGUUGUGAACAGGCUUCAUGGAGCCAAAGAACACAGUAUGGGGGAUCACUUUAGGGAGGGGGGGUAUGCGGGGCACUGAAAAAUUGCACUCUUCAGAAUGUUUCCUUUAAUUUUUUUUUUUUUUUUUUUCCAGAACAUUGUCGCUUUGUUCUCUGUUCUCAAUUUAUGAUGUAGUUUUUAUCAUUUGGUUCUUAAAGAGGUGGUAUUUUUUCAGGAAAAAAAUCAAGCCAUUAUGAAUGUCUUUUUUUUUUUUUUCGUUGCUGGAAAAUUUCCGAACUUGUUUCUUACCCAUUUUCUCAUUUAAAAGAUGCAGUGCCCAUAAAAUGUUCACCAACCUUUGACUUUUUCAUGUUUUUUGUUUUACAAUGUUGAACCGAACUGGAUGUAAUGAGGCUUGUUUUGACAGAACUCAGCAGAAAAAAACUCCCUAAAGGAAUACUGCAGCAUUUAUUGGAACCUGCUUGCAGGGGUUAUUACUUAUUUUUUGUACUUGACACCCGGCUCUGAUGCAGGAUGUAGUCAAAACUGCUAUUAAUCUUGUUUUUGUGUAAAAUAUCAACCAGUGAUGGGAAAUUUCCAAACUGGCGAUUUGCUGCGAUGUUACAAGGAAAACAAAUGUCCGAACAUGUAUCAGGAUUAAGCCCAAAUAUAGAAACACAAGACAACUGAUGACAUAUGUAUUCACCCUGUUGAUUAUUUGGCAUAAGCACCUUUCACAGCAGUUGCAGACUCGACUCUGUGGAUCUGCUUCGUGCACGUAGACGCAGCAUUUCCCACCAUGUCUUUUUGCUAAAGUCGAGGUGAACAGGGUCCUUGAGUAAAUGCCGGUUUUUGAGUCCUGCCACACCUCGGCUGGAUUCUAAGUCUGGCCUCACUAAUGCACCAACACAACCUGCUCUAAGCAGAUUUACAGCAGUGUGAUAUUCUUAAGGUUUUUUGUUUUGUUUUUUUUGUUUUUUUAAUGGUUGACCAUACUGUUGCCUGCAGGCGAUUCCGUCCUUUGAAUUAUAGGUUUAAGUAAAUUUCUUGCAGUUUGUUCAAAAUGUUCAUUUAUCUUUACAGUGUAGUUUUUAUUAGGAAGUUAACUAACAAGCUGGUGGAGCUUCCAGGCACAGGUGUACUUACUGGUCUAGUCAAUGCUCAUGCAUUUUAUAUUAACACCUAAUUUAGAUGACUAUAUAAAGAUUGUUUUCACUUCAACAUUAAAGGGUCAUUUUUGUCAAAUAAGCCUUUUUACAUCCACUGUGCUUCGGUUUUGAAAAGCUAAGAGGUCCAGUGGUGGUGGAACAGUUUUUAUAGGCACUGCAGGAUCCAUCGCCAUGUGUCUGUCAUCGAAAGGUGUCAUUUUUCAAAAAUGAACGGACAUGUCUCGUAGUACAUAAAUUCAUCAGCCUGAAACAAUCUUGUUUGACUCAGUUGAUUGAGUUUGUCCUGGUCUGACAGUGACAAACUGUGUUUGUUGUUUGCAGUUUGUCGCUGAGGAGGUUAACACUUGUUUUCCACAUUUAGAGCUCAGUCUGCCUGUGUUUUUAAGGAGUAUGUCGUACAGUUGGAGUUUGUUUCGUCUCUAAACCGUUGUUUUACAUUUCAUUUACGGUUUAUUUGAAUUGUUAGAGUUGUUUUAAUUGUGAGCUGUUGCGUUCUGACCCAUCUGGAAUCAUUUGUGGCUGUUGAGCCACACGGUUUCGCCUAGUUUUCUUUUGAAAUUUUAAUGGUAUUGACUGUAAUCCACCCGGGUUUUAGUCUGAUGCUUAUCCCAAAAAAAAGUGUGCACUUAAUGUAAAUCUGUCCCUCUGUGUGAGUUUGUGUGCAUGCAUGCACAGAACUAUGUAUAUAUGAGGGCGUAUGUGUGUUUCUUUGCUUUAAUGUGUGCUGUUGUUGCUGUUUUGUUGCAUACCAUGAUGUGACUGCAGCGUGCAUGUAUGUGCCUGUGUGGGGACAUCAUACCAACACCAUGAAUGUAGAUACUGUUAAAUCUUUCAAUAUUUUUUUCCUCUCCAAAGGUCUUUAGUAAUUCUUUUGCUCUGCGCUGUCAUGUCAUUUGCUACCUGAAAACGAACUAAUGACAAGACUUCCAUGACUGUCAUUUUGGGUCUAGAGACAGAUGAAUACAUGGCAACUAUUAAUAAUCUGUUAGUAAUGGACUGAUUUUGACCAUUAUGAAUUUCAUCACAGACUGAAACAAAAACCAGCGUGGACUAUUUAAAUAACUUGGGGAGGGAAAAGGAAAGUGAUUGCUGAUAUUGAUUGAUGGGAGUUUGUAAAAGGGAUUUGGGGGAACUGAGUUGCCAGUGGAAUUGGGGUAAAACAAAAAACAAAAAAACUUGUAAUUUUUUUGUAAAUACUGUUUUUGUAUUGAGUGCUUAUUGUUUUGUUAGUACUUUAAUUUGGCAAACCCUCAUCUGUGACUUCUAGGCCAGUGAGCCUUUCACUCUCGGGGGAGAAUUUUUGGUUUAAUUCACCUGUUUUAGUUGUUUCUUCUCUCCCUUAUGUUGGUUUAUAGAGAUAUCUAAGACAGCAAAGCUUUACAAGUUUGUACUGCUGAUCAUUUGACAAAAUUUGAUGUUUUCUAUAGCUGAGGGUGUUCUUAUGUCCUUGUAGUUCAAGUAUUUGGGCAAAUAAAAAAAAAAAAAAGAUCUUUAA
This is a messenger RNA of Toxotes jaculatrix (banded archerfish), 5865 nucleotides long. RefSeq names its product upstream binding transcription factor (gene ubtf). The transcript is spliced from 21 exons. The coding region runs from base 564 to 2786 and encodes 740 amino acids. The record is from RefSeq and is a predicted model, not a curated record. Lineage: Eukaryota; Metazoa; Chordata; Actinopteri; Toxotidae.